AUGAUAAUUAUAAUUGGAAUGAUAUAUUUUUACAAAAUACUUACAACUUACUUUUCGAAAAUUAACGAAACUUAUGACGUACAUUUCCGACAUUACGAAAAUUGCGCCAAAAUGUUAUUGUCUUUUGAUUCGGAAAAUGAUCAUUUCAGAAAUUUGAUUCAGAAAUUAUUAAUUAUUUAA
Pediculus humanus corporis (human body louse) is the source of this 180-nucleotide messenger RNA. RefSeq lists its product as uncharacterized. Lineage: Eukaryota; Metazoa; Arthropoda; Insecta; Psocodea; Pediculidae. The record is from RefSeq and is a predicted model, not a curated record. The transcript is spliced from 3 exons. Bases 1 to 180 code for a protein of 59 amino acids.